Rubroshorea leprosula is the source of this 4280-nucleotide messenger RNA. NCBI's taxonomy places the organism in Eukaryota, Viridiplantae, Streptophyta, Magnoliopsida, Malvales, Dipterocarpaceae. The record is from the annotation of a GenBank genome assembly.
UAGUGGAAGAAAAGGCUUCAUCCGUCUGGGUUCCUCUCUCCAUGCCUCCAUUCUCAAAAACCAUGAAUUCCUUUACCCUCAAAAUCCCGAUAAUUUCACUGAUGGCCUCCUCAUAUGAAACUCUCUCCUCUCUGUUUAUGCAAAAUGUCCGAGGUGCUCAACCUCGGACGGACGACAGUAAUUCCUUUACAACCAGAGUAAAGAGUAAAUCCAGAGCUUCUCGCUCGGACAGCUACACAGCUGUUACGAUGGACAUCCUUGCAUCUAAAUAUAUCCCAAUCUCCCGGUCUCGAAAUAACUGCUUGGAGAUACACAUCAAAUCCCGAAUAUCUUGCUUGGCUCGAUCUCCCGGUCCUGAAAUAACUACCUGGAGAUACAUAUCGGAUCUCGGAUAUUUCGCUUGGCAUCUUGUAGCCUCGAUUAUUGCUGACUUAAGCAUCGGAGUGUCUACCCCGAGGAUCCACCUCGGGGCUUUGCAGGUCAAUCCAGGAUGCAGAUAUGGACUGAAGGAGGACUUCUGGUCAGCACGAGGCGGAAACUCGUCUCAGCCUCUUGGACGAGGUCAGGUCCCCAGUAACCUCCCGCCUCAUCCCCUACCCCCAAUCCCGAAUACAAUCCCUCAUGUUGACCAUACAGAAGGAAGGGAUGAAAAUCAGCCACACAAUUCGACUCGCAACUCAGCCUCCAUCGCUAACCAAGACGUAGUUGCAACUCAACUUGCUGCGAUGCAACAGCAGUUUGGUGUCUUUCAGCUAGUGCUGGCUCAGCUGUUAGCUCGGAACAACCCUGGUGAUCCACUCAUCAACCUGCUUAAUCCUGCCCCAUCACAACCCCCAGCCCCACCACAAAAUCCUGAACCAGUUCAGCAUGCUCCUGCUAUUAGUGAAUCUCAGGGCCAAUCUCACUUCGCGCCAGUUCAACAACCCCUUCAUGGUGAUGUCACUCGACGUCUAAGUAGCUUGGAAAAGCUAGUGGUUGAACAGCGGGGUGCCCCACCUCCACACCCUGCUACUGACUCUGUACCCCACCCUCUCAACACCAAUAUUAUAUUGGCACCCUAUCCCGUUGGCUUCAGAAUACCACAGCUUGAAACUUAUGAUGGGACGAAGGACCUCGAUGAUCAUCUACAUGCUUUCUACUCUUGCAUGCAGGCCCAGAACGCCUCUGAUGCGUUGAUGUGCAAAAUCUUUCCCUCUACCCGCCGAGGUAAUGCUCGAACCUGGUACUACAGUCUGCCUCUGAGGUCAAUCAACUCUUACACAGAAAUGGAAUCUGCUUUCGCCACGAAGUUUUCUAGUCGAAGGUUGAUUCGGAAAACCACUUCUGAGCUGAUGCGAGUUAAGCAGAGGGACGGCGAAUCUUUGAAGAAUUUUAUGAGCAGAUUCAAUGAUGCAGUACUGGAGGUUAAUUCUUUCGACCAAGCUGUGGGAAUUACAGCUAUAAUCUCAGGUCUUAGCCAUGAGAGAUUUCGCGAUAGUCUGCUCAAACAUCCUGCCCACACCUUCAGCGAGGUAAAUGACAGAUCGUUGAAAUUCAUAACGGCUGAAGAAUAUGCCCUGUCGCAGAACCUAACUCCUCUUAAAAACCAACACCCGGACUGGAGAGAUGAGAAUCCGAGCAGGAAACGGAUGAAGGCAACACAGAACCGAGGUCCGAUGUCGACCUCCACCCUAAGAUUCGAACGACCGAACUCAGCACCUCCGCAACAACCUGCAGAUCACGGUCUUACAACAGAGCAAUGCAAUAGUCUGAGGUCCGAUCUGGAAAGUCUUGCGCAGAAAGGAAUGUUGAAUGAGUACAUCCAGAGAGUGGCACAGCCAAGGUUUGUCAGAGAACAGGGGCCACAGCAUCAAGAAGUCCACAAUCCCCCAAACAGACAAGGUGUGGGAUAUCAGCAAGCCCCACCACCACUCCCACCACCAGCUAGAGUCAUACACAUGAUUACGGGAGGUCUGGAAGCAGGUGGACUGAGCUCUAAGCAGCGAAAGUUGUACGUCAGAGAGGUUGAGCACCAGAAUCGAACUCAAAAGUGGAAAUUUGACGACGUUGAGUGGAAGAAUCAACCCAUCACUUUCACAUCUGCUGAUCUUGAAACAGUUGUCACACCUCACAAUGAUCCUCUAGUCACUUCUGUCACAAUCAACAAUUAUGAGGUGCAACGUGUCCUUGUUGACACAGGGAGUGCACCAGACAUCAUAUACUUCCAUUGUUUUGAGAGUUUUGGGUUAGAUCCAGCUCUGUUGCAGCGGUGUGAUGGUCCCAUCUACGGGUUCAAUAACCAACCAGUUCCAGUUGAAGGAGUCCUCACCAUGAAUGUUGCAUUUGGAAGUGGCCGAAGUUAUGUGACCCCUUCCGUGAGCUCACCACCUCUGCUGACUAAAGCCAAAGAUGGAGAAAUCCUCUAUUUAUAUCUGGGAAUUUCAGAUGAAGCCAUUAGUUCAGUUCUGGUAAGAGAAGAAGCCAAGCAGCAGAAACCAAUAUAUUAUAUCAGCAGUGUGCUGCAUGGGGCCGAACUGAGGUAUCCUAUAGCAGAGAAAGCAGCCCUAGCAGUUGUCACUUCGGCCAGGAAGUUGAGGCCAUAUUUCCAGUCGCACCCGAUCAUUAUUCUUACAGACCAACCCCUUCGACAAAUUCUGCAAAAGCCUGAGUGUUCUGGAAGAUUAAUUAAAUGGGCAGUAGAACUGGGGGAAUUUGAGAUAACAUUUCAGCAGAGAUCUGCAAUCCGAGCUCAGGCACUGGCAGAUUUUAUUAUAGAGUGCACUCCAGGUAAUUCCAUUCCUACUCCAGAGCCUAAUGACUGGACCUUAUAUGUUGAUGGGGCAUCUAGUAGCAAAGCCCUGCUACUUGGUCUGCAGCUGGCAUUGGAGUUAAAGCUCAGUGCGAUCCAAGUAUACAAUGACUCCCAGUUGGUGGUGAACCAAAUUAACUCAAUCUGCGAAGUUGUUGAUCCUGUGAUGGUAAAAUAUGUAGCUCUGGUGGCCGAGCUGAAGUGCAAAUUCCAGAAAUUCUGUCUGAACAAAAUCCCCCGAACUGAGAAUGAGCAGGCAGAUUCACUCUCUAAAUUCGCCUCUGAUAUUCCUUCACAUUCCAGAUCAGUUUUUGUGGAGGUCUUAGACGAACCAAGCUUCAUGAAGCCACGGGAGGCAAUGAAGUUGAGGAGGAAAGCAUCCCGGUAUACACUUGUUGAUGGGGUCCUCUAUAAGCGAUCUUUCUCUCUACCUCUUCUACGGUGCUUGAAUCCCUAUGAAGCAGAAUAUGCACUCCGGGAGGUGCAUGAAGGUGUCUGCGGAAGUCACGUAGGUGCUCGGACUUUGGCUCAUAAAGUCCUUAGACAUGGUUAUUAUUGGCCCAACAUGUACAAGGAUGCCACUUACUUUGUUCAAAGAUGCUUGAAAUGUCAGUUCUUUGCGCACCUGACCCAUCAGCCUGCAGAAGAGCUCACUACUCUAGUGGCACCAUGGCCAUUUGCUCAGUGGGGAUUGGAUCUUUUGGGCCCAUUCGUGAAGGGGGUUGGUGGUGUAACCCACCUGAUCGUCGGUGUAGAUUAUUUCACGAAGUGGGUUGAAGCUCGGCCGUUGUCUAGUAUUACUUCUAAGAAGUUCACCUCGGUUUACCAUCCAGAGUCCAACGGCAUGGUCGAAUCUGUUAACAAGUGCAUCUUAGAAGGUAUAAAGCCGAGGCUGGAACAACACAAGGCCAAGUGGGCAGAUGAGCUCAACAACGUCCUCUGGGCAUACAGAACUACGAGUCGAACUGCUACAGGUGAAACACCUUAUCACCUGGCUUUUAGUACCGAAGCAGUCAUUCCUAUCGAGAUUGGAGUUCCAAGCUUCAGAGUCACCCAUUUCGAUGAAGGACGGAAUGGACAACUGCUUCGGGAGAACCUUGAUUUGCUUGAUGACGUUAGAGAAGAAGCACGACUUCGAACUCUAGUCUACAAGCAGAAAAUAGCAAACUUCUACAAUAAACGAGUUCGACCCCGAACAUUCAAAGUAGGAGACCUUGUUUUCAAGAAAGUAGGUCUGACGGGGUUCGAAACUCGAUUCGGCAAAUUGGCACCAAACUGGGAAGGCCCCUACACUGUCGCCGAAGUGCUGCACCCAGGUGCUUAUAUCCUACGGGACACUGAAGGCAAACGGGUUCCCAGAGUCUAGAAUAUCAAUAACUUGAAGAAGUUUUACCCUUAAGUGAACUUUGUUUUAAUAGUUCUUACUUUCACUCCUACUGCUCAACUUAGAGUGUAUUUUAACUCAAUUCAUUAAUAAGUUUCACUUCACGUC